CUCGAAGCUCUCCCCCUUCUCCAUCUCCCCCUCCCCUGCAACUCUCCAGCCCCUCUCCAAAUUUCUCCCCUUUCUCCUCUCUUCUCUUUCCCCUUCCUCUUCCUCACAAUUCCCUCAUCCCUCAAAUCCUCGUAUCAUCUUCUACAGAGAGAAACAAGGCAAGUGGUGCCGGAAGAUCAUGAGAGAAGCAGUAGAACCCAACUGGUUCGCUCAAUGGGAGAACGAGCUUCCGAGCCCAGAAGAUCUUAUUCCCCUCUCCCAAUCUCUCAUCACCCCAAACCUCGCCCUCCUCUUCAAUCUCUCCACCCCAAACCCUAGCUCCGCAUUUCCCCUUCCUCCUCCGCCGGAAUUCAGCACUGCAACCCUCUCCACCACCCCGGAAUCCAUCUCUACAGGCUACGCCGACGAUGAGCCCGCACGAGCCCUGAAAAAACCGCGGCUUGUUUGGACGCCGGAGCUCCACAAACGAUUCGUCGACGCCGUCGCACAUCUCGGGGUCAAGAACGCUGUACCGAAGACCAUAAUGCAGCUGAUGAACGUAGAUGGUCUGACUCGCGAGAAUGUCGCCAGUCAUCUUCAAAAGUACCGCCUUUAUCUCAAGCGCUCGCAGGGUUUAAGCUCCUCCGCCUCCGGUCCGGCGAUCUCCGCUGCCGACGCCGCCAUGGAGCAUCUCUUCUCUAGUUAUCCCAUUCCGCAUCCUUUAAUCCGCCGAGAUGGAUCUGUGCAGGAGAAUUAUAUGCCGUUUCUAUCUCCACCUCUCUUUCAGCGACAUCAGCGGAUGAGUUCAGAGGCAGCGCAAAAUCAGCUAUUUUAUCAUCGGAGGCAAAUGGGGUAUUUUGGAUCGGUUAGUGAUUUUGGGUUGCUUGCAAGGGGAGGGGCAGAGCGGUUUGGUUUUCACAGAAUGGGGGUUAUGAUGCAACCACCAAAGGCAACUUCUUUGCCAGAUUCUUAUGGAGCUGAGAUGGAUGCUUGCUCUGGAGGAGCAGGGAGGAGAGUUCUGAGUCUUUUCCCGACAAAAAAUGAAGAUUGAGCCGAGAUUUCUUAUUCGAUUCUCUCAUGUACGAGGAUUACUUGAAGUUCGAUUGUUCUCUGAGAAACAAUGGAGUUAUUGUCUA
Molecule: messenger RNA, 1115 nt
Organism: Phalaenopsis equestris
Lineage: Eukaryota; Viridiplantae; Streptophyta; Magnoliopsida; Asparagales; Orchidaceae
Product: transcription factor PCL1-like
Exons: 1
Coding region: 179-1030 (283 amino acids)
Biological process (GO): regulation of DNA-templated transcription
Cellular component (GO): nucleus
Molecular function (GO): DNA binding; DNA-binding transcription factor activity
Source: RefSeq, a predicted model, not a curated record